Molecule: messenger RNA, 1128 nt
Organism: Glycine soja
Lineage: Eukaryota; Viridiplantae; Streptophyta; Magnoliopsida; Fabales; Fabaceae
Product: protein MAIN-LIKE 2-like
Exons: 6
Coding region: 1-1128 (375 amino acids)
Biological process (GO): meristem development; meristem maintenance
Source: RefSeq, a predicted model, not a curated record
AUGGUGAAUUUAGGUAGUGGUGCUGCAGGUUCAAGUAGUGGGUGCCAUGGUGUUAGUCGCAUGAAGAAGCAUAAGAGAAGGGGUUAUGCAGCCCAAGAUGGAAGAGAAGGGGCCCGUAGACAGCGACAGCAACAGGUUGUUGUCGAGGACCCUCCUACGGCCGAGGAGGAAUUGGUCAACGACCAGCCAAAAGCACCUAUUGAAGAAGGUGCUACUGAUGUUGAGGGUUUUCCAAGUGGACCCCAUGACACAUCAGUUUUGAGUGAUCUUGAAAAUCACAUUGCUUUGAAAGUGUGGAAUGGAGAGGAACGUCCUGAGUUGAAGUUAUCUUCCCAUGGAAGGAAGAUGGCUGAGUUCGGGAGGCCUACCCCAGAGAUUGAAGGCCUUGUGGUGGCUAGUGGACUGAGUCCUUUGAUCGCUUGUUCCCUAGAUACGGGUGAUCGGGGACUAAUGUCUACUUUUGUGGAACGCUGGCCUAAGGAAACUAGCAGUUUCCAUUUGCCCGUCGGAGAGGUGACUAUCACCUUGGAUGACGUUGUGUCGUUGUUACAUUUGCCUGUUGUAGGGGCGUUCCACAGCUUCAAGCUACUUCAUGUCGACGACACUAUCGAGAUGUUGGUGGAGUUACUCGAGGUCAACGCUAUUGAGGCAUGUGACCGGAUUGUAGCAGCGCGAGUGUAUUUGUUGCAUCUCCUUGGAUGCACACUCUUUGCUAACAAGAGUGCCACACACGUGCACGUGGUAUUCUUGGAUGCAUUGCGUGACCUAACGCAGAGUAGAGGUUACGCUUGGGGCGCUGCUGCACUUAUGCACAUGUAUGAUAAUUUAAAUGACACAUCCAAAAGCACAGCGAGGCAGCUUGCAGGAUAUAUCACUCUGUUACAGUGUUGGAUUUACGAGCAUUUUCCGUUCGUUGCUUCCACUGUUGCUGUCGAGGAUUACGAUGAGAGGAUACCGCGUGCAUGUCGUUGGACCUCUGGCAAGGCACUACCCGUUUCCACGUAUCGGAGGCGUCUAGAUAGGCUGACCCUUGACGCGGAUGACUUUGCAGCAAUUGCUGAUAGGUUGGACAGGCUACUGAACUUGAGGAUCUUGAUCGAAGGAACAGAAGCCUAUACUGUUGUUUAA